CCAAGUGUCUUCUAGCACGACCACGACCACGCAUGAUCAGUAUUUUUACUCUACUAGUUAGCUCGACAUUUUUGAGGGAAGACCUGUUCGUUGGUAGAGUUCAUCUACUCAGCUUGUAGUUUUACCUUGACUACAUCCUACUUGCUACUUAGAGGACAUUUCUCGGAUUUUUUCUAUUCAGAAGAUGUUGAACGAUACUGACGAUCAUUUUGAAGAUGUCUCGUGUUUAGACGAAGAGCUGAGUCGCGCCGUCGAUGAGCUCGAAACCUUUUUUGACGCAUUCGCUGCGUCGUCCGGGAGUUAUGUUCUUUAUUUUUGAGUAGAUUCUUUCAUCUAAGUAGACAAAACUUCUAGUUCCGUGAGGUAUCAUCUUGUAGACAGUCCCCAGUGAGUCUGAGUAGUAGACUACCAUCACGAAGAACAGAAUCAGGACUGUAUCGUGGCUCAAUCGUCUAGUGUCUUCUGCUUUUCUCUCGUAAUAUGUAGUCGAGAAAUAACACAACUUUUUUCCGGCCCACGCGGUGUGGGCAACGUCGUUCCCUCAUAUCGUCUACGGAUGUAGACGAGGCGCGGCAGUCGCAGAUGCAGGGAGGGCGGUGCCCUCUGGAGGCGCCCUGCUUGAUUGAUUGACUGAUUGACUGACUGACUUUCGGAAAUUUUUUCUAAUUGAACAAUACAACAACUUCGAAAAAGGCACGACUGAGCAAAGAACCCCAAAGGAAUGACGCUGACGAUACUCAGCAUACGUCAACAGGAGAAGACUCUUCAUCAGCGGUGGAUGACUCAUCUUGGGUACACAUUCUACCACCUUCCUUAUGGAUAGUCCCAAUUCUAACAAAUCCAGUUCAUCUAACUUGGCGCUAGAAAUUUCAACGCUCCCAACUUAGGAGCGCCAAUUUCACCAGUUCUCGUCCCAAAAUAAUAAAUUGUUCAUUAAGAUUCGUAAGUUUCUAUUUCAAUACUUCCUGACUCGUAGCGCUUCUCCUUCUUUUAGGUCUUCUACUUCUUCUCGUUCUAUUUCUAAUCUAAGUUUUGAAGAUUACAUAAGCAGAAACAGACUGUGGUCUCCUUAUUUUUAAUUUCAAUAGCGCUUCCGCUUCUACUUCUUAGACCUCUACGUGCUACCUCUAAGUUCUUUCUUUUCUUAGUAACGUCUACCUCUAAUUUUUAGAAGUGCUUCUAAUCUCCAUCUUAAAAAUUGCAGAAGCCGAACGUGACCUUUGUGGAUCUGUGAUUACCUGUCUCUUGAAAGACAACGUCAUCCUAGACGCAAACGUCAAAGGCUAUGAUGAAGUUGUCCGACGUCUCGUUUUAUGAGAAGGAUUUUGUUUGAGAUAUAGUCGAAGUAAAACCUGUAGAAUUAGAUUGCCAUCCUUAUUUGACAUACAGAUGCGAAAUGCUAUGAACAAGGUACCAUUGCAUGACAUGAUAAGAACCGAACAAUUCAGUUCCUGGCUUCUUGUAGUUGCCUUAAUUUUUUCUAGCAAUAGGAUGGUAGAUCAUGUUGCCAACACUCUAAUCCUGCGUGAGAUUAGUAGAAUACUAGAUGCUGUCACGGUUCUAAUCUUGCGUGAGAUUCAGAGGCUGCGAGGUGAGUGUGCUCGUUUGGAGGCCAGAGGGGAACAAUUGCAAAGUCUCUGCCUCUACUUCUCUCAACAACAUAACGAAGAAAGCGGUCCAGCGGGACAGGCGACCAUUCGUGAGCUUGAGGCAAAUUAUGUUUGCGUUCUUGAUGCUUGGCAAGUUGUUGGGAUAAUGAUAAUCUUGGAAGUUCUAAUAAUCUGCCUGCCUACCCACCUAUCCAGCUACCUAUCCGCUUAUCUUCUAUCCAUCAGUGUUGCUAAUGAUUAUCAAUGGAGAUACGGUAAAAAGAAAUUAUGCUGCUGCUUCAACCAACUUCUACUCGCCCCCAAUCAAAAAAUUUAGUGCAGCAGUUAGUUUACUUAACGACCUACAAUCUAGCACCUCUAUCAUUAUGCUGCUGCUGUCAGAGUGGGCUUAGCCCGUAUUCUUCUACUCUUGUGCUGUCACAACACCUUAUUUAGAGGGGAACGACUAAAGCUAAACAGGAACUCUAGCCUCAGAGGUGACCUACGUCAUCAUCGUCACUACACCUAUCAAGGACUUUACUGCGAUUCUUAGAGGUGACCUCUUCCGUCAUCAUCGUCACUACACAUCUAAACAAUGAUCACAAAAGCAGAAGUGGAAAAAGCGAAAAUGCUUGAUGUCAUACAGGAAGCAGCUAAACAACUAGACGAAGAGGAGAAAACUAGAGGUGCUACUCUUGCAGCGUUAGAGUUAUGUUCUUGUAGUUGUAGAUCCAGGUCAGUUAACAGGAGAAACAGUUUAUAAAUUUAUAUAUUUAUACAUUUACACAUGAGCGAGCGUCUCGUCUUUCUUCCUUUUCCUACCCCUCUGUUCUGUACUCGCAGAAAAGUCAUGGACUUCUUUGGAGCACUUCUUAGUCUACAUUUACAUAGGAGAUGUACUAUGUGAAAUGAUACCACGCGGUAAAUACGCAGUUAGGUUUUGACUUAUCGGAACUCGUUUGCACUGCAAAAAAAAAGAUCAACUCCUCCUAGAAUUGAAUUGAAUAGAGGACGAAGAAGGGGAAGAUCGUUGUACGUGCCUAGCGCUAGCCUGAGACCUCUACGAGAGGAGAAGCGUAAGUAACUCUAAAACGGAUUCUUCUAUUUUUCUAACUCUAGAUGAAGAGUUAACCAUUUAGUCUAACUCUAGAAGAGAACCAGCUAUUGCGAAAAUACGUGUAUCAAGAUGUUUCUCGCCUUGGCCCCGUAAGCGGGAUACGCGAACGGCAUGUCGAUAUGGAAUCUUGUGUUAUGGAAAUAAGUCAAAUCAUGUCUAUGCAUAGGGGUGAUGUUCUUGUUCUGUGUCUAUCUCUAUGUAGUUAAUACUAUUAGGAAAAACGACGUUCUUUUUCUGUCUAAGGUUUACAAGGCUCUCUUUCGUUGUUCUCAACAUUCAUAGUUGAUAGAAGUCAGUAUCGCUAACGCUAUCGCGACGAAGUAGGUCAGGAUGACCUCCUGAAGAUCAAGAUUAUUAGUGGACACAGGAUUAUGAUGACGACUUUCUUUUUUUGUUACUACUCCUACUCCCUCUGAAUCUAUCUGAAUCUAUCGACACGAGAAGACUGCUAAUAUAUGCAGCACGCCGAUAACGAAGGAGAUCUGUGUGCAACUAGAAGAUGAGGUGGCUCAUGCUGUUGCCGAUGAAGACGCUACUUCAACAAGUUUAACUUCAAGGUCUCCCUCCAGAACUUUUGCUGCAUCUAGUACUAGUUCUUCAGCUGUUGACAUGACAUCUUCAUCUCCGUCUACAUCUGGAUCUGCCGUCAGUGCCACUUCAUGCACCAGCAAAGGUCCUUCAACAUCUGCUCCAAUUGUUGUCGUGCUUAUGGACAGAUACUGCAAAAGUUGCAUCCCCCCCGUCCAGGCACUGCAGCUUCCCUGUACAGGUAGAGCUUCCUACUUGCCUAUUUUCCUCCUCAUUGAUGAAAAAGAGGCAACGUCGUUGUUCAUGUAUAUUUGAAAAAUGGGUAUGGCCAAGGUGGAUGCCUGUUCCCUAUCCACACUCUAAUGUGCUGCCCGCUUCUACUGAACAAGAUGAAGAUGGAGACCCCUACUGCUCAGGUGAAACUCCUGGAGUCCAUGAACAACAACUUGGUGACAACCACAGGACUUCUGAAGACCAGCAAGAUAUUUUAGAACACCCAAUGCCAGAGGAGGUAGAUGAUGUUGAUGUUGUAGAGCUGCAAGAUGUUACUUCUAUUAGGCAUACAUCGACUUCGACAUCAUCUGAAGAAGAUUUACAAGAUACAGGCUCUGUCGCAACCUCGGUAUCUCCGUCACCGAAGAGUGUGUCAAGACUAAAAGGGAAUACUGGAGGUUAUAGCAGUCCUACCUCACCGAAUGCGAGCUCAGGAGCCCCUUUUUAUGAGUCUAUUUCUCUUCGAGGUAUAAGUAGUUAGUUAAUAGCUGAUGCUGAUGGGUUUCGAAGCAAUUCGCCUUCACUCUGAUGGAGCAAUGGUACAUAUUUAUAUGUUCCAGGGCGCGGGGCGGGCGCCCUGGCUCCCUUUUUGAGGCGUCUGCCGGGGGGGAAGGCCUCAAGAGGGGGCCCAGUGGCCUCCCCCCUCCGCUCCCUUCCAGCUGCCUGGCUGUUCCCUAGGGGCCUCCGAUGGUGGUGGGAGGCUUGAAAAGGGGCCCAAGGGACCGCCUGCGCGCCCGUCCAGGUGCCUGCUUGUGCCCUAAGUGCAUCCGUUAGGCUUCGCCGCCGCAGCCGUGCCGCCUGUGCCUUCCGGGCCCUUGGUCAUCGGCUUGCUUGCUCUUGCGAUCGUGGCCGCCUUCGGCGGCCUUUUACCCUGGGUGGAGACCUCCCGCCUACGAGGGUCAGCAGAGGCCAGGAGGUCCCUGGGGAACACGCUGAGAGGCCCAAGGGGAGGCCCGCGCCAAGUUUUGACGCCUUCCACCACUAGAAUCCGCGAAAAAUCCGCGUGGAAAAGCGCGCGCGCGCCACCACAGACCAGACCACCGGGGGGGAGGGGGCCGCCCGGCCUUUGGUCGUAUAUGAUCCAGGGCACGGGGCGACGGUGCCCCCCCUAGUAGCGUAGGGGGGCGGUACCGUGCAGCCCCGGGCCCCUUUUUAAGGCGUCUGCUGGGGGUGGAAGGCCUCAAAAGGGGGCCAGGUGACCUCCCUCCUCCGCUCCCCUCCAGCUGCUUGGCUGUUGCCUACAGGCCUCUGAUGUAGGUGGGAGGCUUCAAAAGGGGCCAAAGGGACCGCCUGCGCCCCCGUCCAGGUGCUUGCCUGUGCCUUAAGUGCGUCCGAUAUGCUUCGCCGCCGCAGUAGAGCGCCGGCCGUGGAAGGCCUCCGAAGGCGGCAAAAGCUGAGGGGUUGGACCCCUGAGCCGUGCAGCUUGUGCCCUCCGGGACAUUGGUCAUCGGCUUGCGUGCUCUUGCGACCGUGGCCGCCUUCGGCGGCCUUUUACCCUGGGGGCCUCCCGCCUGCGAGGGUCAGCAGAGGCCAGGAGGCCCCUGCGGAACACGCUGAGAGGCGCAAGGGGAGGCCUGCGCCAAGUUUUGACCGCCUUCCACCACUAGAAUCCGCGAAAAUCAGCGCGGAAAAGCGCGCGCGCGCGCCACCACAGACCAGACCACAGGGGGGGGCACCGUGCGGCCUUGAAUCAUAUCGAAGCGCUUCCUUGUUCGUUGCUAUCUAUUUUCGAUGAGAGAGGGCGGCCGAAGUAAGUGCUCGCAGCACGCUGUGCAUAAUUUUUUGAAGAGCAUUGUGCAGCAUUAUUUUCAUGUAGAUGUCGACUGGAGGGGUUACGACUUCACUUGUUUUGUUAAAAAAAUCUUGGCUAUUCAAUUGAGGUCUCGCGGCCGAUCGGCUUUAGCGCUUUCCGCGCUAAUUUUCUUGGUCGCAUGUUAUGCCACCAAUUUGAAGCCCUCGGGGCUUGAGGUGCUACAUGUUUUGGAACUUGUUUCUCACCACGUUCGUGCCAACUAGGCAGGAUCAGAGCAUCGGGUGUCCGUUCUAAUUUAAGCAUAGGAGUCGCGCAUGGCGUUUCUUACGUGAUUGUCAUGGCGACUAUCAUGCUGCGUUUUUAUCUUCUUUUUUAUGUUUGUCUUCUAUUUACUUCUGUCUGCAGAAAAACUACGUACUUUGCAUUAGCCUUUUCAUUUUUCUGCAUUGCCAUGUCAACGCCUAUUCCUUGCGUCAGCGGACGGAGAACGCUUUUUCGAUUCAGCAGACGCUGCAGCGUCGUCUUGUUCUCAACGGCCUAUAUCUUCAACGUCUAGUUGUAGUAGCAUCGGCACAAGAAAAUCAAAAGGCACCUCGUCCAGUUGUACAACAAGAACUACAUCAGAUGAAAAAGAUGAACAUGGAGGACAUGCAUCAUCUUCAAGAGAAGCUACAUCAUCUACUUCAGCAGCGACAACUAAAAUUAAGGGUAGGGCAAAGGUGCUUUUGUUCCCGCUUUUUAUGCCUUUCCUAAGGGAGAAAGGCAGAAAAAGCGGGGUCCACGAUCACCAAGGCCCUACCUCUAAUACAACGCUAACCACGACUACGUCCUCACAUGAUGUAUCUCCCAGAAGUCGGGAAAAACGAUCUCCCAGAACUAGGGAGAAGCGUACACGACGCGAAGGACAGCUUGUCUCUUUAUCGCCAUCGUCUGAUGAAGACGAAGAGGUGCUGGUAGGCGGAGAUGAUGCACAUGCACCAGAGACGAAUGGAGAUGAUGCUAAGGCUAGUUCCUGAACCAGUGAAACAUGUCCUAGUGGUCCUUAACACCAUGCUCCCGCAGAGAAGCCGAAGCAUGUAGAAAGCAUGGUGUUAAGUAGGAAAUGAUAGAUCCUCCAAGGAUCUAUCAGAUUUAGAGAGCAGGAUUUAUCAGAUAGAUCCUUGGAGAUUCUUCUUUUUCUACUUGAAAACGAAGGAGACAAGGAUGCACUUCUCAGGUAGUGUGCGACGCGAUAGCUCUAACAAUGACCCUCCAGAAACGGAUGAGCCAGCGUCCUCACCAGAAUUGAAGGAAGCAGGUAAUACAAAAGUCAGAACUUUUUCUGAGAUCAUUUUCGACCAUGGUGGCUAGUGGCAUUUCCUAGCUCUAGAGGCAGAGUGUACUAAAAAGUUCAAUGGUACUAGACGAGCAUGAAGAUUGAGUGUAUCAUACUUAUAGUAGAGUAGUCCGCUUUUCGAGUUACGGGCUGCUCGAGUUCUCUCGAGUUGCCACGAGUUGCCGAAGCUCACGCGCCCAGUCCGAAGCGAGUUGCUAGCGAGUUCCUCUCGGCAGCUUGCUACCUUGAAAGCGCAGCACUCCGCGGCGGUAUGGCGGGCCAAGAUGCCACGGAGUUCAGGAGGAAGCUCGUGGCCAGUUGUUUCGUGGCAGAUCUGCCGUCUGUAUUGAAGAGACACGCCCCGGCCGAGCUCUUCGGGGCUUGGGCUUGGCGAAAGUAAGAGGGCGAAGCUCGGGGCCUUUGGUUUUUGUUUGAGUGGCGCGCGCGCAAGCCUUGCGAAGUGCAGCUAUAUCCCCGCUGUGUCGGUGUCUCUGCAUAGUAAGCCGCGCGCUGGUGUCGGUCGCGGUCUGGCUCUGUUUUUUUGCUGGUGAGUGGCCAGCUUGUUCGACUUCUUGGGGCCCCUGUUUGCGCUGUAGUGGGCUUACUGAGUAGCGUGCCGCCUAGUGGGUAGCAUCACAAGCAAGGCCCCCCUGAGUAGUGUACUUAGACGCAUCGGGAUCGGAAUGGGGUAGGUUCGUUUGUGUGUUUGUUUUAUAGGGCAGCAACUAUACCAGGCAGGCUUGCUAACUUAGUAACGCAAAACUACGAAAGCAGGGCCCCUAGGGUAGGCGGCGCAGCUCCUGUCUGCCCCGCGCAUGCAGCGCCUCGCAGAGAAGAGAGGGCGCUACUGGAGGCGUUCGCUUGUGGAGGUGGUUUGCGCUCGUGCGCAACGUGUUUGACGCUUCGAAGAUCGCAGCGAAAACUUUUUUGGUAUGGAACUCGUUCAACCCGAGCAACUCGACCCGAUAUCGGGCGGAAAGUGUCUAGCUCUAUCAUAGUUUUUGGUACAACUACUGUCCGGAUCGGUAAAAGUUUUGAUGGAUUAUUUAAUAGAAGUUUUAGUUUGAUGUUCUUACUUUUCUAGUCGACGAGCAGGAGUAUAAACAUGAAGUCCAAGUCUACUUCAAAACCAACAGCAGACCAGGAAGCUCUGCUGCAGCACCUUUUUGACAGGCACGAUCCCGUAGGAAGCCAAGAUGAAGGAAGUCUGCAAGAGUAGUUCGUUGCACUAGAGCACGUGGAAGUAGUUGUACUUACUGCAGUUUCAUCGGAGUCGGACUCAGGGACUCAGGAGCUUCUGCGCUGCGGUCAUCAAAGAAGAUGGCAUCUCAAUCUUACACGUGACAGCAAGUGGCAUCCACCACAUGACAACAAGAAGAAGAUAGCGAGUUCAUGAUAACAAGAAAAUGGCACAAGGGAUUAGUUAGGACUUCACUGGGGCUAGGCGACGAGAAAGAUAGUCACCUUAAAGGAAGCAGGGCCUCACAGGCUCCGCAACUAGAGUCCACGACCCAACAAGAAAUCCACAGGACAACGUACAGAAUAUGACAAGAAUGCACAGGAUAUUAACCUUAACCAACUAACUAGAAGAAGUUAGUAUAAGACUUUGACUCUGACUCUUCUUG
This is a messenger RNA of Amoebophrya sp. A25, 8200 nucleotides long. Lineage: Eukaryota; Dinophyceae; Syndiniales; Amoebophryaceae. The record is from the annotation of a GenBank genome assembly.